Molecule: messenger RNA, 2652 nt
Organism: Wallemia ichthyophaga EXF-994
Lineage: Eukaryota; Fungi; Basidiomycota; Wallemiomycetes; Wallemiales; Wallemiaceae
Product: Meiotically up-regulated protein
Exons: 3
Coding region: 1-2652 (883 amino acids)
Source: RefSeq, a predicted model, not a curated record
AUGGCUGAAAUAUACAAUCUAUCUACAGAAUUGGAAAUCGAUCCGAAUUUCUCACUAAAAUCGCUUUCUAGCUCGUUGGACGAUUUGGAACAUAACCCAGACAGCAUCCAGUCCACUUCGCUGCCUUACACGAAGUCAAUCCCCACGCUGCUUCUGUAUGAUAACAAGGGUCUCCAGCUAUAUGACGAGAUUACCCAAGGAACCUUUUACUAUCCGUUCUGGAAAGAGUUGGAGAUUCUGAGAGACAAUAAGCACCAAAUAGCCCAGAAGCUAUUCAACUCAUACAACGCUGGUACUGUGGUUGAAUUGGGCGCUGGUUCACUCAGGAAGACGUCACACCUUCUCGACGCAAUGAAUCAGCUUAGCAGAUCCAAUAAACGCAGCGACAUCAAUUACUUUGCUCUUGAUCUCGACAGGCACGAGCUCGAGCGUACGCUGGCCGAUAUGCACCAUCAGCAGCUAGACAAAGACGUCACAAUGGCUGGUCUUUGCGGCACCUACGACAUGGGAUUCGACUGGCUGUCCUCCAAGAUCAAGAAGGAGUCUGAUUCAUCAGGUGAUAGUAGCCCUGACUCCUCUGCCCCAAUCACCCCAUCUGAUCGCAAAUCCAGCGCUAGUGAUUUCGGCGACGCGCCACCACCGCGUAAAUCCUCCGUCUUAACCCCGCCAUCUUCUCCUGGUCUUGCUGGGAAGUCAGAGUCGAGCUUGAGUGUGCUGGGUGACGACAGAAACCCCCUCUCCUUCUGGCACCUCGGUUCGUCUAUCGGAAAUUUUGACAGGAACAGUGCAGUAUCCUUCCUUCAGACUGUCAGGGAAAGCCUGAGGCCUGGUUUCGAUACUCUGCUCGUCGGGCUCGACAAGAGAAAUGAGAAGAACAUGGUGAAGCGCGCAUACGAUGAUGAAUUUGGCGUAACAAAGCGCUUCAUCCUCAACGGACUUUCGCACGCUAGCCGUAUCCUCGCACCAUACAACGACAACAACGAUCAAUUACUCGAGGGCAAAUUUGAGUAUGUCUCAGUGUACGACGAGGACAAUGGACGUCACGAGGCUUACUACAAAGCCAAGGAGGCACUGACGAUUACGAUUCCUACGAUAAACGCAUUUAAUGAGCUUACAGAUACCGUUAAACAGGUUCAAAUCCAAAAAGAUGAACUACUCAAUGUCGAAUGGUCAUACAAGUACUCCGAUGAAGAAGCCAUCUCACUUUUUAGGGCAGCGGGGCUGCGCGCGACGUAUAAAUGGAGCGACAGCAAUGACAUGUAUGGAUUGUGGUUGGUAGAGCGUCCAUCAUUCAACCUCCUUCCGCCUAAUCUGCCAUCGUGGGCCAACACUACUCGCCAAUCGUUGCAGGGUGUCCCACUCGUCUCUGACUGGAUUGAGAUGUGGAAAUGCUGGGAUUGCAUAAUGGGUAUGGUACCUGAUGAGAUGUUGCACCGGAAGCCCAUAGAUUUACGUCACAUAGUGCUAUUCUAUUUUGGCCACAUUCCAGCAUUCUUGGAUAUAUACAUCUCAAACCACUUCGACACACCGCUCACAAAUGCGCGCUUCAAGGAUAUUUUCGAGCGCGGGAUCGAUCCAUCGAUGGACGACCCGAAUGUCUGUCACGACCACUCGCUCGUGCCUGAGAAGGAGGAAGACUGGCCAACUCUCGCGCAAGUGCUAGAGUUCGACGUCAGGACCAGACAGCGUCUGCUGAACAUAUACGCCGAUCUCGAUCUGGGUAAGGUGCACCUAGAUCGACGUCUAUCGCGUGUGCUGCACAUGACAUACGAGCAUAUGAUAAUGCACGGCGAGACACUUCUUUACAUGCUUAUACAGAAAUGCGAGGACAUCAACCCACCUUCCGGAUUCAGCGUGCCAGAUUGGCAAGCAUUGGCGACCAUGUGGAAUGGCAAGAAGGGGGAGGAAGCACUGAGCAAUAAUAUCUUGCAUUUCCCAGCACAGACUGUUACGCUCGGACACGACGACGCCGAGUCAGGCGAUAAGGAUCAGAAUCUCGCCAACGACCAGCCAGAGACGCACGAGUAUGGGUGGGAUUGUGAACAUGCAGCCACACUCUCCCACGUCGGAGCCUUCCGCGUCGAUGCUCUCCCGAUCCGCAAUGGCGAGUUUAGGGAGUGGCUUGAGCGUACGCACAGCACACACAUGCCUGCAUCGUGGGCAGUGCGUGAUGGGUCAACAAAGGUACGCACGCUGUACGGUCUUGUUGAGUUCGAUGUUGCACAGCACUGGCCUGUCCAGGAUAGUCUGGAGUGGCUGGAGAGAUAUGCGCACGAUAAAGGCGGUAGGAUCCCGAACGAGCCCGAGUUGAAGGUGCUGAGCAGCGUCACGGCCAACGACCAUCCUGCAGCUAAUGUCAGCUUCGGUAAUUGGCACCCCGUUCCUCCUGCUCCACCAAGCCGCGUCGGCAAAGGACAUAAUGGGGGCGUGUGGGAGUGGUCGAGCAAUCCGUUCGAUAAAUUGGAAGGAUACGAGCCAAGCAAAUUGUAUCCAGGCUACUCGAACGAUUUCUUCGACGGUGCUCAUUAUACAGUCUCAGGAGCAAGUUAUGCAUCCGCGGGUAGGAUUGCUGAGAGAGCGUCGUUCAGGAAUUGGUACCAGAAGCCAUAUCCUUAUGUCUUUGCAGGUGCCAGAGUUGCGUACAGUGUAUGA